Messenger RNA from Dacryopinax primogenitus, 788 nucleotides. RefSeq lists its product as uncharacterized. The record is from RefSeq and is a predicted model, not a curated record. Bases 5 to 640 code for a protein of 211 amino acids. Lineage: Eukaryota; Fungi; Basidiomycota; Dacrymycetes; Dacrymycetales; Dacrymycetaceae. The transcript is spliced from 6 exons.
GCGUAUGCCUCAAAUCGGCGACUACCUCGCGCAGCUCUGGUCUAACGGCAAUGUCUUGGAGGAGCAUUCGAUCGAGUGGGAUCUCCAACGCGGAACAGUGACAUGUCACGUACUUGGCGCGCCAGCUUCUGAGUUCUCCCUCGCCGUGCACUUCAAGAAGGCCGACAAGGCGGUGCGCAUCGAGUUGCUCGCAGAUGGCGAGGUGCUCGAUGUGCGAAUUACAGAUAAAGGAAUGAAAGAGGCGUAUAUUACUGGAAAUCGGCUGAGUAAAGAUGAAGUACGGCCGUUCCGCUUUCGAUCAUCAGGAUACGACGAAGAUGACCCUGAUCAUCCACCCGGAGGAACGAUCACAGUCGAGUUGACUUUUGUUGAAGUCAUCCAGCACGAGCGUAUUAGACUCGAUGAACCAGGAUUCCAGGCGCAGAGUGAUGUUGUUGGCUCAGUGCGGAUGGGUCAAAUCGUGCGUAGACCGCGACUAGAUCCGCGGCAAAGCGCUGCCUUUGACUUUCUCCCUGAAUGGGGUGACCGGCCAUUUGCUACUUUCCAUUUCAAGCAUCGUCCGAGACGGUGGAUAGAACAAAAUGGGAUGAUACGAGGUCGUCCUACGGCAUCUCGGUCACCAGCGCGUGCCGCACGAUGAAAGGAUGGGGGGACGCCAUUGUUGAUCACGUGAGAUGAAGAGUGCCUCUUGUAGGCCUUAGGGCCCUUAUAAUGUUACGACCGCUGUUGUUGUGCAAUAUUCGUAUGUGCACUUCUACCAUGUACUCGUAGGGAACUCAGUACGAUAC